AGCAGCUCCAUCAGCCACUUCCUCCUGCUGGCAUUGGCAGACACACGGCAGCUGCAGCUCCUGCACUUCUGCCUCUUGCUGGGCAUCUCCCUGGCUGCCCUCCUGGGCAACGGCCUCAUCAUCAGCACCGUAGCCUGCAGCCACCACCUGCACACGCCCAUGUUCUUCUUCCUGCUCAACCUGGCCCUCACUGACCUGGGCUCCAUCUGCACCACUGUCCCCAAAGCCAUGCACAAUUCCCUCUGGGACACCAGGAACAUCUCCUACACAGGAUGUGCUGCUCAGCUCUUCUUCUUUCUGUUCUUCAUCUCAGCAGAGUAUUUCCUCCUGACCAUCAUGUGCUACGACCGCUACGUGUCCAUCUGCAAACCCCUG
Messenger RNA from Melospiza melodia melodia, 375 nucleotides. RefSeq names its product olfactory receptor 14I1-like. The annotation marks the transcript as partial. Lineage: Eukaryota; Metazoa; Chordata; Aves; Passeriformes; Passerellidae. The transcript has a single exon. The record is from RefSeq and is a predicted model, not a curated record. Gene Ontology annotation, cellular component: membrane. Gene Ontology annotation, molecular function: odorant binding; olfactory receptor activity; G protein-coupled receptor activity. Gene Ontology annotation, biological process: G protein-coupled receptor signaling pathway.